AUGAAUAUUAUAAAAAACAAGCAGCGAAACAGAAUGAAGCUAACUCUUUUGAAAUCAAUUCUAAAAAUACGCUGCGGUAUACAGUUAAUGGGAAAGUGCUACAACAAUUAUGAAAUUCCUUUAAAUCUUAUAAAACAAAUUGGGACGAAGGAGUCAUAUCAGUCUGAUAAGGAUAACAAAAUUUCUUGUACUGUAAAGUGGAGAGUUAUUGCAUUAGAAGUGUUCGUGUUUUGA
Messenger RNA from Parnassius apollo (apollo), 234 nucleotides. The record is from the annotation of a GenBank genome assembly. NCBI's taxonomy places the organism in Eukaryota, Metazoa, Arthropoda, Insecta, Lepidoptera, Papilionidae.